Microtus oregoni (creeping vole) is the source of this 2100-nucleotide messenger RNA. RefSeq names its product von Willebrand factor C domain containing 2 (gene Vwc2). Gene Ontology annotation, molecular function: protein binding. The coding region runs from base 589 to 1566 and encodes 325 amino acids. Gene Ontology annotation, cellular component: AMPA glutamate receptor complex. The record is from RefSeq and is a predicted model, not a curated record. The transcript has 4 exons. Gene Ontology annotation, biological process: negative regulation of BMP signaling pathway. NCBI's taxonomy places the organism in Eukaryota, Metazoa, Chordata, Mammalia, Rodentia, Cricetidae.
CAAGCCCCACGACAGGCAGCUGCGACAGGAGGCAGGCGGCGGGCGCGCGGGCUCCCAGCCAGCCUGCGUCCCAUUGGCCCUUGGGACGCACUCGGAGCCGCUCCUCUCUUCUUGGGAACAGAGACUGCCCGCCAGUCCCCGCGAUUCAGUUUGGGGGAUAUUCCUUGCCUGCCUAGCGGAGAGAGCUAGACUGGGCUUGGGCGCUUUUCGUGCUGGAGACUCAGGGACAAGAACCAGGGAUGAGCGGCGGAAGGCGGCGCUAGCACUGACAGGACUCGGGGCCGAGGCUACCGGCCACUGGCUGCGGGAUGAACCGGCUGGGUCAGAUGCCUUAGCUGGGUGCACGCGCCGGGCGGAGCGCGCAGGUCGGACUGUGCACUCCGCGGUCCGCCCUGCGCUGGUGCCCCGCCAGUCCCAGGAUGGGCACUGGAGCCCCGGGACCGCGCCCGCUAGAGCCCGGCGUCCCUCCCGCGUCCUGAGCUCAUGGACGGCGACUCCCGGCUGGCAGCGGCGCGCCCCCGGGCUGUGAAUGCGACUCGCUCAUCGUCCGCGCUCCCCGCCCGCCCGCCCGCCGGGACGUGGUAGGGGAUGCCUCGCUCCUCUGCGAUGGCAGUUGGCGCGCUCUCCAGUUCCCUCUUGGUCACCUGCUGCCUGAUGGUGGCUCUGUGCAGUCCGAGCAUCCCGCUGGAGAAGCUGGCCCAAGCUCCUGAACAACCCGGCCAGGAGAAACGCGAGCACGCGUCUCGGGACAACACCGGGAGGGUGAGCGAGCUCGGGCGCGCCGCGAGGGACGAGGGCAGCAGUGCCCGGGACUGGAAGAGUAAGGGUAGCCGCGCGCUCGCGAGCCGGGAGGCGUGGAGCAAGCAGAAGCAGGCCUGGACUGCUCAGGGCGGGAGUGUCAAGGCCUCGGACUGGCAGGUCCGACCUCGGGGGGACACUCCCCAGGGGGAGCCCCCAGCCGCCGCGGCCCAGGAAGCGAUCAGCCUAGAACUCGUGCCCACACCAGAGCUGCCUGAGGAAUACGCCUACCCAGACUACCGCGGCAAGGGUUGCGUGGACGAGAGUGGCUUCGUGUAUGCGAUUGGGGAGAAGUUCGCCCCAGGUCCCUCAGCCUGCCCCUGUCUGUGUACGGAGGAGGGGCCCCUUUGCGCACAGCCAGAGUGCCCGCGGCUUCACCCGCGCUGCAUCCACGUCGACACCAGCCAGUGCUGUCCGCAGUGCAAGGAGAGGAAGAACUACUGCGAGUUCCGGGGCAAGACCUACCAGACUUUGGAGGAGUUCGUGGUGUCUCCGUGUGAGCGGUGUCGCUGUGAAGCCAAUGGUGAAGUGCUGUGCACAGUGUCGGCGUGUCCCCAGACGGAAUGUGUGGACCCCGUGUACGAGCCUGAUCAGUGCUGCCCCAUCUGCAAAAACGGCCCAAACUGCUUUGCAGAAACUGCUGUCAUCCCAGCUGGCAGAGAGGUGAAGACCGACGAAUGCACCAUAUGCCACUGCACCUACGAGGAGGGGACCUGGAGAAUCGAGCGGCAAGCCAUGUGCACAAGACACGAAUGCAGGCAAAUGUAGACUUCACAAUACAAAAACUCUCAUGUUUUUCUAGAAUAUUUUACUAAUGUGACAUUCUAGAUGACUCUGAGAAAUAUCAAUCAAAAACAGAAGACUUCUGAUAAGGAGUCAAGGAAAAUGGUUGGUACUUUUCCUUUUCUUGGUAACAAUUACAGCAAGAGACAGAAAUGGAUGUAUUUCAAAACAUCAAUAAGAACUUUGGACAUAAACUCCCUCUCUAAAUAAAUGUGCUAUUUUCACAGUAAGUACACUAAAGUUCACUAUUCUAUAUUAAAUGUGUUUCUAUAAUCCCUCUCUUAGAGUCUUAUAUAUUAAACAAUGCUGUUGUCAACCGUCCUCACUGUGUUAGCCUUCAUUCCAUCACAGGGGCUGCUGUGGUACCAGGAAUCUUUUACCCCUGCACAUGAAAUAACUGUACGCUGUUAAGGGACAACAGAAAAUAAUGACUGCUUUAUAGAAGAAUCCUGUUCAACUGCAAUUUAACUAGUGCUGUGUUUCUAAAGCUUGCCCCAGGACACAUUCCAGUUCACAUAA